GUAUUAAUGUUGACCUGUACCGGUUAGAAAAAAUAAAUGUGCUGAUAAAAAGUGUUAUCAUUUCGUCUGUAUUUAGUGUUGACACAUAAAAGAUACCACAUAUUUACGAAAAUCUAGUUACAAUAGUUACAAUGGCUACAAAACUGACGUAUCUUAAUGGCAGGGGUAGAGGAGAAAUUAUCAGGAUAAUAUUGGCCGGAGUAGGUUUAGAGUACACAGAGGAAUAUCUUACUACCAAAGAACAGUGGGAGGAGUUGAAAAAGAGUGGUAAAUUACUAUACAAUCAAUUUCCUUUACUGGAGAUAGAUGGUUUGGAAUUGAUACAGACUGGAGCUAUUGCUAGAUACCUAGCCAGGAAAUACAACAUGUAUGGUUCAACCGAUCAGGAGGCUGUCAAAGUAGACAUGUACUAUGAAGGAUCUAGAGACUUCUAUUCAGUUUUUAUAUAUAUGGUCUUCACGGAUGAAAACGAAUUACUGAAAAAAGCUAAAGAGGUUACGGUACCAAAAUAUUUUCCUGUAUAUGAAAAGAUUUUGAAAACUGGCAACACAAAGUACCUUGUUGGGGAUUCUAUGAGUAUUGCUGAUUUAGGACUGCUUGAGUGCCUUUUGGCUGUAGAAGAAUUCCUUGGCAUGGAAUUAAUGGAUUCAUAUCCGAUACUGAAGGAAUACUAUCAGAAACUGAAAGCAUUAGACAGAAUAUCCACAUUUUUAAAAGGACCACACAGGAAAAAGAGGAAUACUGAAGAAUAUGUGGCCACUGUCAAAAAAGUCCUACACUGAAGAUUUAUAUACAUACGAAAUACAUAACCAAGUUGUUGCAUGUAAUGUCCAUGUUUGAUCUUAAAUAAAUUCAUUAUGAUGAC
This is a messenger RNA of Mytilus trossulus (common blue mussel), 865 nucleotides long. Its product is annotated as glutathione S-transferase A4-like. NCBI's taxonomy places the organism in Eukaryota, Metazoa, Mollusca, Bivalvia, Mytilida, Mytilidae. The record is from RefSeq and is a predicted model, not a curated record. Bases 132 to 782 code for a protein of 216 amino acids. Gene Ontology annotation, molecular function: glutathione transferase activity. The transcript is spliced from 6 exons. Gene Ontology annotation, biological process: glutathione metabolic process.